UUCAUUUUUAUUUUUCUCCACUCUAAUAUUUUUUGGUGAGUGAGUGAAUGAACAAAACGCAGAAGAGAAGAUCAUCAUCAAUUAUCAAUCAAUAUAAACAAACAGGAGAGAUGAAGACUGCGAUUUGUCGGAGCAUCGGCCUCUCUCCCAACCACCUCUUCAUAUCAGGGGACAAAUAUUCUUUUUGUAAGGGCCCAUGCUCCAAUCUGUGUGUUCCCAUGGCUGUAUUAACAAAAGGAUCUGGUAAAGGGGGAGGAAUCCUGGAAAAGCCAAUUAUUGAAAAAGCCACCCCAGGCCGGGAAUCUGAAUUUGAUUUGAAGAAAUCACGGAAAACAGCACCGCCAUAUCGUGUAAUAUUACACAAUGACGACUAUAAUAAACGGGAGUAUGUCGUCCAAGUACUUAUGAAGGUGAUCCCUGGAAUGACCCUUGAUAAUGCGGUUAACAUCAUGCAAGAAGCUCACCACAAUGGAAUGUCAGUAGUGAUUAUCUGUGCUCAAGCUGAUGCUGAAGAUCAUUGCAUGCAACUUAGAGGCAAUGGUUUACUCAGUUCAAUUGAACCUGCAGGUGGUGGUUGUUGAUCACAUCUUUCAGUUUAAACCUUCGGGUGAGAUAGGAAAUAUCGGGUGUGUACAUAAUUUCCCCUAAAAAAAAAAACAGACAUAACAUGUGUAAAACUUGAUUAUCUUAUGAUGAAGACAAGGAACUUUGAUUAUGAAUAUGAAUAAAUAACAUAUAAACU
Trifolium pratense (red clover) is the source of this 742-nucleotide messenger RNA. RefSeq names its product ATP-dependent Clp protease adapter protein CLPS1, chloroplastic-like. The record is from RefSeq and is a predicted model, not a curated record. Gene Ontology annotation, biological process: proteolysis; protein catabolic process. Lineage: Eukaryota; Viridiplantae; Streptophyta; Magnoliopsida; Fabales; Fabaceae. The coding region runs from base 48 to 581 and encodes 177 amino acids. The transcript is spliced from 3 exons.